AUUAUAAUGAGAACGAUGCUAAAGCUUUAGCAUAUGCUCAAAGACGUGAAGGAAAAUGCUUAGCUAGAGUUAGCCCUAAUAUUUAUUUAUGGGUUUGUAAAAAUCAGCAUCGAUGGAAAGCACCCUAUAGAGAUAUGAAACAAAAUUAUAG
This is a messenger RNA of Racocetra fulgida, 151 nucleotides long. The record is from the annotation of a GenBank genome assembly. NCBI's taxonomy places the organism in Eukaryota, Fungi, Glomeromycota, Glomeromycetes, Diversisporales, Gigasporaceae.